AUGUCCACCAUGGAGCAAGGAGCYGCCGGCACUGCCGUGUCCUGGGAUGAAGGUGAGGAGGCCUUUGAGUGCUGUGACGUUACCAUCCGCAGCGGGGAGCAGGUUUCCGACGUGUACACCCAGCUGGAGAAGCUCGGCGAGGGGAAGUUCGGGACCGUGUACAAGCUGCAGGAAAAGGCMACCGGCAAGAUCCGGGCCGGGAAGUAUUUCCGGACGCGGACGCCCAAAGAGAGGCAGGCGGCUCAGGCCGAGGUGGAGCUCAUGAACCUGCUGCAUCACCCGCGUCUCGUGCAGUGUCUCGCCGCCUUCCAGAGCCCCCGGGAGCUGGUGAUGGUGAUGGAGUACGUUGCCGGCGGGGAGCUCUUUGAACGCAUCGUGGACGACGACUUCGAGCACACAGAGCCCAGCAGCAUCCAGUACAUGCGGCAGAUCCUGGAGGGGCUCCAGUACAUGCACGGCCAGGCUAUCGUCCACCUGGACCUCAAACCYGAGAACAUCGUCUGUGUCAGCCCGAGCAGCCACUGGCUCAAGAUCAUUGACUUCGGCCUGGCGCGGAAGCUGGCUCCAGGCACCCCCGUGAAGGUGCUGCAUGGGACCCCCGAGUUCAUGGCUCCAGAAGUGGUCUCCUUUGAACCCGUGGGCCUUGCCACGGACAUGUGGAGCAUCGGUGUCAUUUGCUAUAUCCUGYUGAGUGGGGAGUCGCCCUUCCAGGGGGAUAACGACAUGGAGACCUUGAGCAACGUCACAGCUGCCCAGUGGAAGUUUGAGGAGGAGACCUUCUCGGAGGUCUCCCAGCAGGCCAAAGCCUUCAUCAGGCAGCUGCUGCAGAAGGACGCCCGACGCCGGCUCUCCAGCAGCCAGGCCCUGCUGCACCCCUGGCUGCAGCAGCCGGUGCAGAGCAGCACCAAGGCGCUCUCCAAGGAGAGGAUCAAGCAGUUCCUGACGCGCCGCAAGUGGCAGAAAACGGGCAAAGCGCUGCUGGCCCUCAACAGACUGGCCCUGCGCUCUCCAAACCUGGCCGGGGACACGACCAACAGCCUGGGCGAGGAAGGUGACAGUCCCUGCGAGUGCUGA
Molecule: messenger RNA, 1074 nt
Organism: Nothoprocta perdicaria
Lineage: Eukaryota; Metazoa; Chordata; Aves; Tinamiformes; Tinamidae
Product: myosin light chain kinase, smooth muscle-like
Exons: 8
Coding region: 1-1074 (357 amino acids)
Biological process (GO): intracellular signal transduction; protein phosphorylation; positive regulation of apoptotic process
Cellular component (GO): nucleus; cytoplasm
Molecular function (GO): ATP binding; protein serine/threonine kinase activity
Source: RefSeq, a predicted model, not a curated record